Messenger RNA from Limanda limanda (common dab), 6531 nucleotides. Its product is annotated as zinc finger MIZ domain-containing protein 1-like. The record is from RefSeq and is a predicted model, not a curated record. Bases 249 to 3572 code for a protein of 1107 amino acids. The transcript has 23 exons. Gene Ontology annotation, biological process: protein sumoylation; regulation of transcription by RNA polymerase II. Lineage: Eukaryota; Metazoa; Chordata; Actinopteri; Pleuronectiformes; Pleuronectidae. Gene Ontology annotation, molecular function: zinc ion binding; SUMO ligase activity.
GUGCAGCCCAUUCCCGGUCAGUGGCCGCGAGGGGGGAGCGAGGUUUAACCGACGAGAGGACCGACACGAACCGAGGACUUUCUCCGCUUGAGGAACCGGGGCAGAAGACGUGAGGCGCUGGAGUGUUUCUCCGCCUGGUGUGUGGAUGGGUGGGGGGGACUUUCGUGGUGAAGAAUCGAGGAUUGACGCCAACAUAGAGCGCUCCAGUUUAAUGGCUGGCAGGUAGAGGCCAAAGAGGGACAAUCAUCAUGAACUCUAUACCGUCGAUGGACAGACACAUACAGCAGACAAAUGACCGUCUGCUGUGUAUCAAACAGCACUUACAAAAUCCAGCAAAUUUCCAAACAGCAGCUACCGAGCUGCUGGACUGGUGCGGCGACCCCCGAGCCUUCCAGCGACCCUUUGAGCAAAGCCUGAUGGGAUGCCUAACGGUGGUGAGCCGCGUAGCAGCGCAGCAGGGCUACGACUUGGACCUGGGCUACCGGCUCCUGGCUGUGUGCGCCGCCAACAGGGACAAGUUCACUCCAAAAUCAGCAGCUCUCCUGUCCUCGUGGUGUGAGGAACUCGGACGCCUCCUCCUCCUCCGUCACCAGAAGAACAGGCAGAACGAGCCUCCGGGAAAAGUGCCCAUGCAGCCCCCCAUGAGCUCCAUGAAGCCCGGCCUCUCGCACGGAGAUGGGUCUUUUCCCUAUGACUCUGUUCCCUGGCAACAGAACUCCAAUCAGCCUCCAGGUUCGUUGUCUGUGGUGACCACCGUCUGGGGCGUGACCAACACCUCGCAGAGCCAGGUGUUGGGGAAUCACAUGGCCGGCAACAACAAUCCAAUGAACCCUGGGGGCAACCCUAUGGGCUCGGGGAUGUCUGGUAACAACCAGGGGAUGAACUCACCUCAGUUCCCUGGUCCUCAGCAGCAGUUCCCCAACAAAGGCAACUCCAACCAGGGCUACAUGCAGCAGGGCAUGUACGGACGACCCAACUACCCGGGAGGAGGAGGAGGCUUCAGUGGAAAUUACCCUGGAGGGCCCAAUGCUGGACCUGGUGGAAUGGGCAUGCCUCAACACUCCCGUCCUCCUUCAGACUUCACGCAGCCUGCCGCUGCAGCCGCCGCCGCUGCAGUAGCUGCAGCCGCCGCCACGGCAACAGCCACCGCCACGGCAACUGUAGCUGCCAUGCAGGAAACCCAGAACAAGGACAUGAACCAAUAUGGGCCGAUGAGUUCCUCUUUCCAGAUGGGACCAAACCAGGCGUACAGCAGCCAGUUCAUGAACCAGCCAGGACCCCGUGGUCCUCCGUCCCUCCCUGGGAACAUGGGCACAGGCAUGAGUGGAUCCAACAUGAGUGGGUCCCCCAUGGGAAUGAACCAGCCCAGGGUUCAAGGCGUGGGACCUUUCGUGGCCCACGGCCAGAGGAUGCCCCAGCAAGGUUAUGCAGGACCUCGGCCUCAGGGCAUGGGUAUGCAGGGCAUGAAAAGACCGUACCCAGGGGAGCCAAGCUAUGGAGGACAGCAGUAUGGACCAAACGGCCAGUUCCCUAGCCAGCAGGGGCAAUACCCCCCCAACGCCUCCCGGCCGCUGCCGUCCCCCAACUACCCCGGCCAGAGGAUGCCAGGGCAGCAGCUACAGGGCCAAUACCCGCCACCCAGCGGUGCCAUGGGCCAGUACUAUAAGCAAGAGCCACCGUUUAAUGGCCAAACAAAUAACUUCUCUGGAAGUGGUUAUCAGUAUAGCCAGGGUAACGUGAACGGGCCGCCCAGACCGGUGGGGAACUACCCUCACUCUCCAGUGCCAGGCAACCCCACCCCUCCGAUGACCCCAGGAAGUAACAUCCCUCCGUACCUGUCGCCAAACCAGGAUGUGAAGCCCCCCUUCCCUCCUGACAUCAAACCAAAUAUCACCGCUCUCCCUCCACCCACAGGCAACCACAAUGAGGAGCUGCGCCUAACGUUCCCGGUGCGAGAUGGUGUUGUCCUAGAGCCUUUCAGGCUAGAACAUAACCUGGCUGUCAGCAACCACGUCUUCCACUUACGGCCCUCCGUAGCCCAGACGCUCAUGUGGAGAUCCGACCUGGAGCUGCAGUUCAAGUGCUAUCAUCACGAAGACCGUCAAAUGAACACCAACUGGCCGGCGUCGGUCCAGGUCAGCGUGAACGCCACACCGCUCACCAUCGAGAGGGGCGACAAUAAGACCUCCCACAAACCCCUGCACUUGAAACAUGUCUGCCAUCCGGGGAGGAACACGAUCCAGAUCACAGUCACCGCCUGCUGCUGUUCGCACUUGUUUGUACUGCAGCUGGUCCACAGGCCCUCGGUCCGCUCUGUCCUCCAGGGCUUACUGAAGAAGAGGCUCCUGCCUGCAGAGCACUGCAUCACCAAAGUUAAGAGGAACUUCAGUAGUGUAGCAGCAUCAUCGGGCAAUGCCACGCUGAACGGUGAGGACGGCGUCGAGCAGACGGCCAUCAAGGUUUCCCUCAAAUGUCCGAUCACCUUCCGGCGAAUACAGCUUCCAGCGAGAGGCCACGACUGCAAACACGUUCAAUGUUUUGAUUUGGAAUCAUAUUUACAACUAAACUGUGAGCGGGGGACAUGGCGAUGUCCUGUAUGCAAUAAAACGGCGUUGUUAGAAGGACUUGAAGUGGACCAGUACAUGUGGGGAGUCUUGAAUGCGAUACAAAACUCGGAGUUUGAGGAGGUGACCAUUGACCCGACGUGUAGUUGGCGGCCGGUGGCUAUUAAAUCUGACAUCCACAUCAAGGAGGAUCCGGACGGACCACUGGCCAAGAGGUUCAAGACGAUGAGUCCCAGCCAGAUGAUCAUGCCCAAUGUGAUGGAGAUGAUAGCGCAGCUCGGCCCCGGACCCUCGCCGUACCCGUCUCAGCAGGGGGGCAACAACAGCGAAUAUGGCGGCCAAGGUAACAGUUACCACGGGAACUUUGACUUCCCUCACGGCGCCCCUGGUGGUUCGUCGAUGAAUGACUUCAUGCACGGUCCGCAGCUGUCUCACCCGCCUGACAUGCCCAACAGCAUGAUGACCCACGACAAGCCACUCUCCCACAACAUGCCCGACUCGUUACCUCACUCUGCCGGCAAUGACCAAUCGCAUGGUCCACUGCAGCAGAGCUUACAUUCGUCUCCACACCCUGGCAGCCAAUCAGGGCAGCACCUACACCACAGCGGACCUCCCCUGCCCUCGCGACUAGGUCCGCCUUCUCAGCAGCAACAACAACAACAACAACAACAGCAACAACAGCAACAACAGCAACAACAGCAACAGCAGCAGCAACAACAACAGCAACAACAGCAACAACAACAGCAACAACAGCAGCAACAGCAGCAGCAACAACAGCAGCAGCAGCAACAGCAGCAGCAGCCCGGCCCAAACAACCAUCCCCAUGGCGACCUGAGCUUCAACCCCUCCAGCAGUUUGGACAGCCAGUCUGGGUCGGACAUGCCCGAGCCAUCUUUAGACCUCCUCCCAGAACUCGCGAACCCAGACGAGCUGUUGUCCUACCUGGACCCCCCCGAUCUCCCCAGCAAUAGCAACGACGACCUUCUAUCGCUCUUCGAGAACAACUGAGGCGAUUCAGACACACAAAAACUCUUCUGACCGCCUGCAGUUUCCCUUGGAGCCCGGGCCGUUGGCUCAGUACUUGAUAAACACAAAGAUGCACUCCCUUUCUCUUCUUCCUCUUGUACAGUUUUCAUUCGCCAGCGCAGAUUUGACUGAAAGAGGCUCGAGCUCAAAGACACAGCGGGAUGCUCAUCCCGCGGCGGCACCUUCUGAACUGUGCAGCUAUACUCAGUUGAUUUUUUUAACGCCACACACAGGUUGUAUGUGUGCACAUUAGAUACGUGCUGUAGCAUUUUUUAUCCAUGUUUUGUUUUCCUUUUGAGAAGAAAAAGGAAUUAACUGUAAGGAAAAAACCCGGAAAAUUACAGGAAAAACCCUGCGCUCUCUGGCCAGUGUGCGUUCUGUCCAUGUUGGUAUUCCAAUCGGAGAGGCCACAGCUUCCUGGUGUCACAGCUCCAUUCCCCCCCGACUGGUUCCUUAGUCGCACUGUUUCGUCCGCCACACAUCAUUUAAAAGCACAAGGGAUUUUGGCAAUGCAAAAAAAAACAAUUAUCAGUCUGUACAAAAAGAAGAAAAAAAGAUCAGUUGGAUCUGUGUAAAUUUGUCUGUUUUUCUAAAAAAGAAACAUUUUGCUCUUCUGCCAACAUUUAAAAAAGAUUUUAAGAACGAUCGGCUUCCACUUUGUCUACAAUUGUAAUACAUACAUAUUUUUGUCAAAAAGAGAUAUAUCCACACUUUUCAGAAACUCUGAGGGUUAACAACUGGAACAGAGAAGAGUUUGGCCCCACUGACAAGAAAAAAAAUCAAAGUUUAUAUCAGCAAACACAUCCUUCUACAUAUUGUAUAGUCAUCCUCCUCCUGUACGGAGGAGUGAUUUUGAAUGGAAAUGAAAGGUACAACGUGAGAGGUUGGGGUUCCUGUGACGAUCCUGCUGCGUUUACUGCUUCCUGUUCUAUCUCCUUCCAUGCCCUUUGCUCUGCAUGAGCCCCAGUGUCGCUCGGGUCAGCGUUUUUUGCAAAGUUGCAUCUCUUUCCCUGUUAAAUGAUGUGCUGUUUAAGUAUUCUACAAAAGUGCAUGUGUGCCAAGCCCUUGUCUAGUGCUGUUCCAAGUGGUUAAAAAAAAAAAAAAAAAAGAUGGUGUGGUUUUUUAUCAGUUGCUGUUUCCACAACUCUUUUGUUUGUACGUUUGUUUUUGAUUUCUGUCAGAUUUAGUAUGAUUUAUUUAACACUAACACUGAAGGGAUAAUGCUGAUGUCAGCGAUACAUUUAUCAUGUAUUUGCCGGAUAUUCUGUAUUAUAUGUAUUUUUUUUUGUUUUUUCCUUGUUUUUUUUUGUUUUGUUUUUGCUGCAUAAUUAAAACUAUCCACAAAUCUUUUGGGAAACUGCUCAACAUCACCAAAGUUGGAGGGAUGAGAAUGGAGACGUUUGUGUUUGCUCGGUCCUGUGCAGGUCUGCGAUGUGUGUGUGUGUGUGUGAGAGAGAGAAAGAGAGAGAGAGUGUGUGUGUGUGUUUGUGAUGGUCGGUAAUGUUGAUUUCAAAGAUAUAGGAGAGGACAAAUACGGUUUUAUCCAUCACUGCUGUUGAAGAAGUGGUUUCUAAAGGCAGUAUUGGCGCAGACCUUUCGCCACGUUUGUUUUAAUUUUCACUUUCUGAGAAGAGUGCUGUCCAGUAUGCAAAUGUAUUAUUUUUUAAGAAAUGCUAUUGUACUGUAAAUAUCAUUGUGAAUAUUUUUGUAUCAUCUCGAUAAUAUUUGUCCUUUUGAUCAUUAGUCGUCCAACGUAUCCACAUAAUGCUCCCCAGACUCCCACCGGACCACUGACUUCUGUUUGUAACCAGCAUACGUCAGCUGUCUUGCCUCCUCGCCGUCGGGGGGGAGGCCAGUCCAAACGUCUCAUAAGCUAUUUCCUGCGGGUCGUUGUGCUUUCUCGUCACUUUCCCUCCCAGUGCACUCUGUCUCGCACCCGUCUGAACAAGGACAGGUGUCCCGCUCGUCUGUGGUCUCUCCCCCCCUCCCCCUCUCUAACGUCAGCCCAGGGUCAUCGUGUCGCGUCACUUUCAGUUUUCACACCUCAACCUCUGUUUUGAAGCAAUAUUGUUCUUCCACGCUCUGAUGUGUUUUAAUUUGAAAAAUCCUCAUGAACUUUGAUGUUGACAUCAGUGAUACGGCGCAGCAGUGGUUUCAAAGGAUGUGGUGUCACCUGGCUUUCAGUGUAAUUAGUGAGCUAUGUGAAUAUGAUAAUUGUUGCUAAUUGUCGAUACACAGUGGUAUUUUAAAGAUAUAUCACAACCAUAUUUUAAAGAAAUUCAUCAUAUUGUUUAUAUUUUUGUUAUAGAAAAAUGUGGCUUUUUAAAAAGCACGAGACCAUAUACAUUUGUAUGCCCCCUUUCUUUUGUUUUUGGUAAAUUAUUUUGUACUGGUUUUCAUAUUGAUCUGUAAGGCUAGAAAUCCAAUUUCUUUCAACUGUAGCGUCGCGCUGAUUCAACUUCUCUGGUUUUUGUCUAAACAUGGUUUUAAAUGUCGUUUUAAGAAAUAUUGUUUGUUUGUUGAGUCGCACGCAGACGUCAAAUCAAAAGUCUUGUAACAAUUCGUUGCUACGUUUUCAUUUUUUCUGAAUUGAAACUCUCCAUCCAUCCCACGGAAGCCAUGGUUUUGUCUCGAGCUAGCCAGUUCGGUGUAUUAGGCAGCACCCCAAGUCUGUAGUUGCACAAUCACAAUAAAGGGCCAUUUUCUGGGGGACGUUGUUUCGAAAACAGAAGAAAACACAACACAAAAAAAUACAGAGAGGAAGGGCACGUGCGUCGCUCUGGCCGGGAAAAGGAUGUUGAGGUCAAGGCUGAGUCCAACGUCCCGAGAAUGCCUGUAUAUAUGUAAAUGACUAUAGAGACAUGUGAACAGAAAUGUAUUCAUUUUCCCUGGGAAUGUGCAUUGUUUCUUCAGAAUAAUAAAAAGCUUGCAACCCCCUCUA